Laccaria bicolor S238N-H82 is the source of this 432-nucleotide messenger RNA. RefSeq names its product GPI-anchored small secreted protein. Lineage: Eukaryota; Fungi; Basidiomycota; Agaricomycetes; Agaricales; Hydnangiaceae. Bases 1 to 432 code for a protein of 143 amino acids. The record is from RefSeq and is a predicted model, not a curated record. The transcript has a single exon.
AUGCGUCCAAUACGGGAGAUGUUGUCGCUGGCUUUGCGAUUGGGCCUACUCAAAGCGUUAGUCGGAUGCCAUUGGAGGGAAAAGAUAGCGUACCAACUCAGCAGCCUGUUGACUGACGGACGAACAACCAAAUUCGUCCCCGCAAUCCCUACAUUCUGCUUCAAAUGCAAGAAACUCAACUCAAGCUCUGCAAACCUUAUCUUCGUCAUCGGUACGCCCAACUUGGCCUCUCAACCUCCACCUCCUGCAUCUUUCCCUGCCCCUGCCCUCCUCCCUACAAACGUCGUUUCUCUGUGGACAUCUAUGAAAAUGUAUGAAUGGAACAACCCAGCAUUGCGCGGAGCACAGAGCUCUUCAAGCUUAGACAAUCCGCAGAGACAAGUUGCGAGGCGCGCGUGGUAUUCAGCCACUGCCGCUUAUGGAGCCUGGUAA